Molecule: messenger RNA, 327 nt
Organism: Anopheles nili
Lineage: Eukaryota; Metazoa; Arthropoda; Insecta; Diptera; Culicidae
Product: transcription elongation factor 1 homolog
Exons: 1
Coding region: 19-267 (82 amino acids)
Biological process (GO): transcription elongation by RNA polymerase II
Cellular component (GO): transcription elongation factor complex
Molecular function (GO): RNA polymerase II complex binding
Source: RefSeq, a predicted model, not a curated record
UCGAUAGAGUAUUGAGCGAUGGGACGUCGGAAAUCUAAAAGAAAGCCGCCACCUAAACGGAAGAAUAUUGAACCGCUCGAUCAGCAAUUCAAUUGUCCGUUCUGCAAUCACGAGAAAUCCUGUGAGGUAAAAAUGGACAAGGCAAAAAACUCGGCAAAAAUAUUAUGUCGUGUGUGUUUGGAGGAGUACCAGACAGCGAUAAACUUCUUAUCUGAACCAGUAGAUGUGUACAACGAUUGGGUGGAUGCUUGUGAGACAGCGAAUUGAUAUUGCGAAUGGCAACUAGGGUCUGUAACGUGUACGUGCGCUGGUAAAUUAUAAGAGAAA